Molecule: messenger RNA, 1503 nt
Organism: Pristis pectinata (smalltooth sawfish)
Lineage: Eukaryota; Metazoa; Chordata; Chondrichthyes; Rhinopristiformes; Pristidae
Exons: 7
Coding region: 1-1503 (500 amino acids)
Source: RefSeq, a predicted model, not a curated record
AUGGGGUCGGACUGGAGGCGGGGCUGCCAGCACCUGGCCGUCAACUACAGCAAGUUCUGGAGCCCGGAACGGGAACAGGCGCAGCGGUCGUCGGUGGCGAGGAAGGCAAUGUGCUGCCCCGCAAUAAACGGCGUGUGGAGGAGCCCGGCCCUCCACCGUUGUGGAGUGGACCAGCUUCAGCAGAUUGCACCUGACUGUGGCUUGGAAUUGGAUCUGUCCACUAACAACAGAACUUCUAAUAAGGCAGAAACUGAUUUCACAAAAAAUAGUAUAUCAGCAGAAGCCAGAGACAAGCCAUCGUACAGGGUGCUGAUCCAGAAACUAGCAGAGUUAAGCACGAUGGGAAAAGGCAGAGAGUUAAGGAAGCUCUACAAGCCUGAGCAAGAUUCAGAGCAGGUGUUGAAGAAAAACUCAACAAAUCAACAAAUGGAACAAGCUGUUGUCACCAGGAGAAGAGAAUGUUCAGUUGAGGCACUGGGGAAAGAGCAGAGAAACGUUUUAAUCAUUUCCGACCAGGACAAACUCAAACACUUGCCCAAUAGCCUCCAGACCUCCAGUCCGCAGCGCAACUUCCAUUAUCAUUCAGCCUUCCGAUCCCGUGCAUCUGCUUUGAACAACACUCAGGGAGAAGUCCUACCUGGAAGUGGUUGCCACCCGAGUGACGAUGACCCAAUCGACUCCUUUCACUACAGACCUAUUAAUAUCAAGAGAGAUAAACAGCAUUUCUUCUUCCCCCUCUGGAUUUUAAAACCUUCUGACAAUAAGGCAAGCUGCUCACAUGAUAACCAACCCUUUUCACAGCAGUCCUGUUUGGACUUUAGCCCAGAGGUUGUCAAAGCUGAUGACAUUUCUUCCAGCCGUAACAAUGAGCAAGAAAGCAAUCAAUACCCCUACCCGGACUUCCUGCCACCACCGUUCAACCGCAUAGACUUCAGUGAGUUGUCGUUGCUGGAGGACCAUAAAUGGAAGGAAGCUUUACCUGUGAGGCCCAACAGCCCCUUGGAACAGUUAAUAGAUCGCAUUGUGCAGAUGGAAAAGAUCCAGUUUCUCACCAUACAGAAGGAGCGAUGGAGAAAUUCAGAGAUGUCGCUGGCUGCUGGCACAAAGACCGGCUGCACAAGGAAAAAUACAAAGAGGAGCAGGAAGUCUCGGCGUAGUGACCUGAGCUGUCUGCAGCCACCGAGGGUCGAGGUCUGCUUUAAGAAGACCAACCCUGCCAAGUUGGACAAGCGCUUGUACCGAGUAGCUUCAGGUCACUCUUGCAAUGACCCCCUAGAUUUUCACUUCUCCAAUGAGGACCUUAAGUACAAAAGGUACCAUCGAACUAACUGCAGCGCCUACAAACGUUUCAAAAGGAGUGGCUCCAACCAAGUCAUUUUAAGCAGAAUUAACUCCAACCUUGCCAGCUCCCAAGCCUUUGCUGCAGUGAAAUCUAUGAAGGCCCUGGCUGUCCAAAAGUCUUCAAAUAGCACUCACUGUAAGUACAAGAAGAAACAGAAAUAG